This is a messenger RNA of Megalobrama amblycephala (Wuchang bream), 3905 nucleotides long. It is a transcript of the gene gprc6a, whose product is annotated as G protein-coupled receptor, class C, group 6, member A. The transcript is spliced from 6 exons. Gene Ontology annotation, cellular component: membrane. Lineage: Eukaryota; Metazoa; Chordata; Actinopteri; Cypriniformes; Xenocyprididae. The coding region runs from base 282 to 2912 and encodes 876 amino acids. The record is from RefSeq and is a predicted model, not a curated record. Gene Ontology annotation, biological process: G protein-coupled receptor signaling pathway. Gene Ontology annotation, molecular function: G protein-coupled receptor activity.
ACAACUUGCGGCCCUUUUGUUGUUUUGUUAAGACGUUUGUUGGCAUUGGUUAGGUUUCACCUGAUAUACAGGAAGAUACCUGCUUUUUUUUACACUUAAUGUCUGGGGGUGGGGGAGGGACUUGAGAAAUGUGUGGGAGGUGUGCAAUGUUUUUUUUUUUUUUUUUUUACUUUUCUGAAUCUAUGCAUGAAGGAAGCCGAAUGUGUAUUAUAAACAAAGAUGUUUUUGAGCACACCUGUCAGUCGCCCGGCUGAACUCGGGGAAAACAGCCUACAGCAGUGAUGGCUUGUUUGGAUUUGACGAGCCUCUUUCUCAUGUUGUCUGCGCUUUUGGCAGUCACAGAAGCCUCUUUUGCACAGUUCACCUACCAAGGAGCAUCAGCCCCUGGAGACAUCAUCAUUGGAGGUCUUUUCCCCAUCCAUGAGGCAGUGACAACAGUGAACUACACUGGCGAAAAUGGCUUCUCUCCUCCUCAGCGUCCCAACUGCAGAAAAUUCUACACAAAAGGUCUAAAUCAGGCUCUAGCUAUGAUUCAUGCUGUGGAAAUGGCAAACAGUUCCCCCAUGCUGAGAAGAUUGAACAUUACUCUUGGAUACCGCAUCUAUGACACAUGUUCUGACGUCACGACUGCGCUUUGGGCCGUCCAAGAUCUCAUACGGCCGUUCUCAGACUGUGAUUCACCAACAAACUCUUCUUAUCCUGUCCAGCCUAUAACAGCGGUCAUUGGGACCUCUUCUUCUGAGAUCUCCAUUGCAAUUGCCAGAGAACUCAACCUUCUGCUGAUUCCACAGAUUAGUUACGCAUCUACAGCUACAAUUCUGAGUGACAAAAGUCGUUUCCCAGCUUUCAUGAGGACCGUCCCCACUGAUGAGUUCCAAACCCGUGCCAUGGUAAAACUUCUGAAGGACAAUAAAUGGACUUGGGUUGGCAUUAUCAUUACAGAUGGAGACUAUGGGCGUUCUGCCAUGGAAAGUUUUGUUAAGCACACUGAAACUGAGGGAAUCUGUGUGGCCUUUAAGGUGAUCCUACCAGACUCACUAGCAAACGAACAAAAUUUAAACACCUCCAUCAACAAGACAGUGGACAUCAUUGAAAAAAAUACAAAGGUUAAUGUGGUGGUUUCAUUUGCAAAAUCAUCUCAAAUGAAGUUGCUAUUUGAAAGGCUACUGAGUAAGAAUGUUUCAAAUAACAAGGUAUGGGUGGCCAGCGAUAACUGGUCGACUGCUAAAGAUAUUCUGAAAAAUGUUAACCUCUCAGAUAUUGGAACAGUACUGGGCGUCACCUUCAAGAGUGGGAAUGUUACACCUUUUCAACAGUAUCUUAAGGAUCUACAGUUUGAAAGUGAAGAUAAGAUGAACAAUUCAUUCCUGAAUGAAUUUUUAAAACAACCUGAUAUAGGAAAUGGUGCAAAAGCAGUACAGGAACUGAUCAAAAACACAUUUUCGGAUAUGGUCUUCAACAUUCAGAUGGCAGUCAGUGCUAUUACUAAUGCUGUGGCUGAACUAUGUGAAACAAGACAAUGCAAGACCUCAACACCUAUCCAGCCCUGGGAGCUCCUUAGACAGUUGAGGAAUGUCAAUUUUGAGAAAGAAGGAGUAAAGUACAAGUUCGAUAUGAAUGGUGACAUUAAUUUGGGCUAUGAUGUCUGCCUAUGGGAUGAACAUGAAGGACAUGGAAACAUAGCAGAAUACAAUCCAUUCAACAACAGUUUCACUUUUACAAACAAGAAUCAAAGUCAUUUUGAGAAUGUGGUAUCAAAGUGUUCAGACAGCUGUCAGCCAGGGGAGUACAAAAAAACAGCCGAGGGUCAGCACACUUGUUGUUAUGAGUGCCUCGCCUGUGCAGAAAACCAGUAUUCCAACCACACAGAUGCAGAUUCAUGUUCCCAGUGUGACGCUAAGAGUAUGUGGUCAAACGAUAAUAGCUCAAAAUGUCAACCCAAGACUUAUGAGUACUUUGAGUGGAAAAGUGGCUUCGCCAUCGCUCUGUUGUCAAUGGCAGCCCUCGGCAUCGUCCUCCUCUUCUCGCUGUCUGCGCUGUUCUUCUGGCAAAGGCGCUCUCCGGUGGUAAAGGCUGCAGGCGGACCCCUUUGUCAUCUGAUCCUUUUCUCGCUGCUGGGCAGUUUUGCCAGUGUCAUUUUCUUUGUGGGUGAACCAACCAAUAUGACGUGUAUGGUGAGGCAGGUCAUCUUUGGUUUGAGCUUCACGCUGUGUGUCUCAUGCAUCCUGGUCAAGUCCUUGAAGAUCCUUCUGGCAUUCCAGAUUAACCUAGAGCUGAAGGAGCUACUGGACAGGCUCUACAAGCCAUACGUGAUCAUCUGCAUCUGCACAGGGCUGCAGAUCAUCAUCUGCGCUGUUUGGCUGACCUUGUACAGGCCUUUUAAAGACAAUGUAGUGCAACCCAAAGUUAUUCUGCUGGAAUGCAAAGAAGGCUCAAGUGUGAUGUUUGGGUUAAUGCUGGGAUACAUAGUUUUGUUGGCCCUUAUAUGUUUCACAUUUGCUUACAAAGGCAGAAAACUUCCGCAGAAGUAUAACGAGGCCAAGUUCAUCACAUUCGGUAUGCUCAUCUACCUCAUGGCCUGGGUCAUCUUCAUCCCUGUGCACAUCACGACAAGUGGCAAAUAUGUACCGGCUGUGGAGGUCGUUGUUAUUCUUAUUUCAAACUACGGAAUCCUGUGCUGCCACUUUUUGCCGAAAUGUUACAUAAUUAUUUACAAAAAGGAGCACAAUACCAAAGACGCAUUCAUGAAGAAUGUUUAUGAAUACGCAAGAAAGAGUGCUGAGAACAUCAGAGGCUUGAAUGGAACCGAGCCACGGAGUAAAAUAGAGAAUUCAGUCUACAUCAUAUCCAAUCCAUCACUUGUGCCUGAGGAGGAACAAGUUUCUGAACCAAAAAUAGAUACCACACCUUAAAAAAUAAUAAUUGGAUGUAAGAAUUCAAGAUCAUGAGUCAAAGCAACCACUUUGAUGACAUGUUGUUCUUAUUUAACCUAGAUAGAGUUAAAAGGAAGACCUAGCUUUAUGAUGGUUAAUCGGAAUAAUGAUUAAUACUUUAAUUUAAUUGUGGAAAAUGAAUAAAAUGUUUAUAUGUAUAUGUAUUGUGUAUAUGCUGUGUAUAAAUUAUUUAAUUUAAAAAAAUGUAACAUAACUUUCAUUGUUCAUUGUUAGUUCAAACUGAACUGUUUCCUGUUUAAUUUUGCAUAUCCAACAUCAUCUGGAAAGAGAAAUUUGUAAAAUGUACACUUUUGUUAAAUGUAUAUAUAUAUUUAUGGAUGUAUACUCUGUAUAAGUUGAUUAAUUGUAGCAAAAUCCUAAUAGUUUCAUUUGUUAAUAUUAGUCAAUGUAUGAUUAAACUAACAAUACAUUAACUAUUAAUUUAAUUACUUUAUUAACUUAAUUUAAUUGAGUUUCAUUACAUUAAAUAAUGUUAGUCAUAGGCUAUUAUAAGAAAUAUCAACUGUUAAAUAUUAUUAAUAUCUAAUUAAUUUAUUCAGGAAAAAAGUCAGUUGAAAAUUGUUUACUUUAUUAAAAUAAUUUGUCGAGAAGCUGGUAGUUUCCCCAUGGAUUUACUGACAACCAUCAUCUAUAUCCUUUUCAGAAUGAAACUGUCUUUUCUGUUUGCUCUUCGGUUCUGUAUUUCACAUGACAGACUCUUGGCUAGAGGCCUUUAACACAUCACUGAUACUAAGAGAGAGACAUUGAGAGUGCCAGGGGCUUGAUAACAGCCCCAAACUCUCGUCUCCGACAGGGAAAUAGAUCAAGUUUCUUAUGUCAUGCUGAAGUGAAACCUUUUUUCCUCAAUCAUCUAUGCUUAGUAACUGCCUUUUGUAUGAGUUACUUAAGCACUAAGUCCAGCUCAGGCAUUCAGUUACAUAAGACAAUAAAGUGGUAUUGUUCCACAGUAUU